Messenger RNA from Andrographis paniculata, 1189 nucleotides. Its product is annotated as protein IRX15-LIKE-like. The record is from RefSeq and is a predicted model, not a curated record. The transcript has a single exon. Gene Ontology annotation, biological process: xylan biosynthetic process. Bases 72 to 1025 code for a protein of 317 amino acids. Lineage: Eukaryota; Viridiplantae; Streptophyta; Magnoliopsida; Lamiales; Acanthaceae.
UCAUUUUCAAAUUUUUUUCUUUUCAUUAUAUAUAUAUAUAUAUAUAUUUCUAAAGCUUCCUGCACUCUGUUAUGAAGACCACCACCAAGUUCAUCGUGUUCCACCCUUCCGUACAGAAGGCCGCCGGCGCCGGCGCCGGCCACCGCGCCUGGCUGGUGGUUUUCGUACUCUUCUUCAUAUUCACUUUCGUCUUCACUCUCGUCACCACUAAGGAGUUUUCCACCGCCUCCGCCGCCGAUUCAAGCGGCGGAGCCGCCGCCUCUCGGCUGCCGCAACCGCUCGCCGAUGCGCUGAUCCACUACGCAAUCGAAAACUCCACGGCGGCGACCUCCGGACGCAUGUCUCCGGCGGAGAUAAAAUCCGUCGCAUCUGUGCUCCGGCGCUGCGCCGCCCCGUGCAACCUCCUCGUCUUCGGUCUGACGCACGAAACCCUACUCUGGCACGCGCUGAACCACCACAGAGGCGGCGGCGGAGGCGGCGGCCGGACGGUGUUCGUCGGCGAGAAUUCGUACCAAAUCUCGAAGAUGGAGGAGGUCCAGCCGUGGAUCGAGGCGUACGACGUGCAAUUCGCGACGAAGGUGAGAGAGCUGCCGGAGCUGAUGGAUCACUACCGGCGGGAGGCGAGGAAGGAGUGCCGGCCGGUGCAGAACCUCCUGUUUUCCGAUUGCAGAUUAGCCAUUAACGAUCUCCCCAACCACGUGUACGACCUGGCGUGGGACGUGAUUCUGGUGGACGGUCCGCCGGGGUACGCGGCGGAGGCGCCGGGGCGGAUGGCGGCGAUUUUCACGGCGGGGGUUCUGGCGCGGACCAGAAGAGCGGCGCGUGGGACGCACGUCUUCGUCCACCAAAUUGAGAGGGAAGUGGAGAAAGUGUGCAGCCAAGAAUUUCUGUGCCCCCAAAAUUUGGUAGAGAUUAAAGAUUCAUUAGCACAUUUUCUCAUAAAUAAUAAUAAUAAUAAUAAUAAUGAUAAUUAUGAAAUGGGAUUUUGUUCGAAUUUAGAGUCAUCUGGAAAAUCAACAAUUUGAGGUUUAGGGUUUGGUUUUUAAAUUCUCAUUUUGAGAAUCUGUGUGGAUUAAUUCGUUUCUCAACUGUAUGUAUGGAUGUACUGUGGAAUAGUAAUUUAUGUGUUUGGAUAUAUGAAAAAGCAAGUGUAAAAAAGUACCAUUUAAUGAUAGUACUUUUUAUUCAU